AUGUUAAUUAAUGAACUAGAUGGACUUACAGUAGAUCGGAAUGAUCUUCAAGAAAAAGUAAAUGAGACCGCUUCAAAUCUAGGAUCUUGUCAACACAUAACAGCAAAAAUUGAUGAAUGGGAACGAAGAACUACCGAAAAAGUUAAACAAGCUGCUGAAUUGGCUGAAAAACAGGAGCGAAGGGCUAAAAAAAGUGUUGUUGAACAGGAUAUAGCCCGAUUAAGACAAGAAAUAGAUCAACUUAAGAAAGAUUUAACAAAAUUAGCGCAGACACCAACAAUCGAAUUGAAUAUGAAACAAAGUGAUGAAAUUAAGUGGGAUCAUAUGAUAUGUGUCGAGGAAAAAUCUAUAAAUGUUGAUUAUCAAUUGCAUCAGCUGGAACCAAUGGGUAAGUACUUGAGUAGAAUUCGAAAUGAAAGUUUUAAACGUACUUGA
This is a messenger RNA of Rotaria socialis, 435 nucleotides long. NCBI's taxonomy places the organism in Eukaryota, Metazoa, Rotifera, Eurotatoria, Philodinida, Philodinidae. The record is from the annotation of a GenBank genome assembly.